Messenger RNA from Rhizoctonia solani, 2181 nucleotides. Its product is annotated as glycoside hydrolase family 23 protein. The transcript is spliced from 15 exons. Lineage: Eukaryota; Fungi; Basidiomycota; Agaricomycetes; Cantharellales; Ceratobasidiaceae. The coding region runs from base 1 to 2181 and encodes 726 amino acids. The record is from RefSeq and is a predicted model, not a curated record.
AUGGUAUCGUUCUCACUGGGAUCUAUUCUGAGCUUGGUCGUUCUGGGGACGACCACAGUCGGGAUCGCAGUUCCACUAAUUCCACGAGAUCUGGAGACCCAAUUCUACCAACAAAAAGAGGCAGGUUUCGCACUGGAUCCUAACUGUGGACCUAUUGGAGCAACCUUAAACACCACAAGGUUUGCAGGUCCUAAUGGCUCUCAAGCCUGGCUCAGCUGUGGGUUGAAUACGACCCGAGGAUGGCAUCCUCCGAGAUUCUCAAUCAAAGAUAUCAUCUCGAAGGAUCUCGAGGCGGCAUCGAAGAUGCCAAACUCGCCAUUUACACGAUGCGAGCAAUACUUCCCCUUGUUCUACAAAUACAGUGACAUGUUCAAAGGUACAUCCGAGGGCCUCUCGGUGGACACUGGACAGCAGGAAGAACUUUUGACUGACUUGAGCACGUUUUCUUCAAUAGUUCCGGCGAUUCUGAUCGCAUCGUUUGCAAACCAGGAGUCGGGGUGCAAUGCGGAGACAAUAGGUGGAGGAGAUGAACAAGGAUUGAUGCAGAUCACACCGGACAAAUGCGGUGGAGCACCGGGCGGCAAUUGUCGAGACCCGGAUUUUAACAUUCGUACAGCUAUUGGCUAUUUCGCUGGUGAACUUUCUAGGCAUAAUGGUAGUAUUUUGCAUACCAUUGGAGCAUAUAACGGAUGGUAUGAGGGAAUGACCGUUCCCGCUGCUACCGCUGCUGCCAACACAUCUUGUUGUCGAUGCCAACAGAACCUAGACUACAUCCACCAAAUGUGCAAUGGAUGGAUCCAAGGUGUCGAUGCCUAUGCUGCCAAUCUCGGAUCUUACUUCAAUCUACGAAUCACUAUAUACGCGUCCAAGAGUCACUUUCGUUCUGUCGACUUUCAAAAGCAAAGAAGUGGCUCGACAGUCGCCUAUUUUCAUCUCGAACCGAACAGGAUCGACAGCCAUUUUGACAACAAAAAGUGUUCCCCCGACAAGUCCAAGGAGCAAAAGGACCCAACAGCAGCUGUCGACUCGGACCCGCGGGUGAUUUCCCAAAAGAAGAACCGCGAUCCAAAACUUGACUUGGCUUCUAAAGGCGUAUUGAUCGACGCCGGCGUCACCAUUAGCUUUCGUGCCUACCCACCGCCGCUCACUACCGUCAUGAAGACCGUCGCUCCUAUUUCUCUUGUUGCACUAUUGGCUUCGUCUGCCGUAGCCGUCGCUAUCGAAGCGCCCUCGUAUGCUGCCGGCGUCUCCCAUGUCCAUGCUCGUCUGCAUGCUUCCCGUGCUCAGAUGCGCCGCGAGUCCGGCGGCCAAAUGUACAGGCGUUGCAAGCCCAAGUACACGGGUUCGCCAUCUGCAACCCCUGAUUCUACUCCUGCUCCCGCCCCUGCCCCUGCUCCUGAGAACCCGGAGCCUGCCCCCGCCGCCUCUCCUGCCCCCGUUACUAUUCCGGAGCCAGCUCCGGAGCCUUCUCCCGAACCCAUCCCUGCCGCGAAGACCAGUGGAGGCUCCGGGGACUUGAUCAAGGUCAAGUCGAAUGGAUGCGGUGAUGUUGGUGCAACUUCGGAUGUCACCAAGACUUCUGGACCGAAUGGUUCUCAAGAUUUCCUCAACUGUGGUGUCAAUACUGGAGGUUGGAGGCCUCCUUACAUAACGGUUGGCGAUCUUAGGUACAAGGACCUCGGGGCCGAGUUGGCGAGUGGAAACAGCAUUUUCAAGAACUGCGCGCAGUACUGGGAUGCCAUUGACGACGCUUCUGGGGAGACUGGCUUGCCUGCGAUCAUGAUUGUAUCAAUCAUGAUGCAAGAAUCGAGUUGUAACAAGGAUACUGUGGGCGGUGGAGGAGAGCAAGGUCUUAUGCAGAUCACACAUGAGAAGUGCGCUGGAGCCCCUGGCGGCAACUGCAGGGAUCCUUGGUUCAACAUCCAUACUGGUGCCAGGUACCUGAAGGGCCAAGUUGAUGCCAAUGGCGGAAAUGUUUUGAAGGCAAUUGGAUCAUACAACGGCUGGGUCGACGGCAUGACUAUUGACUCGGCUACCGCUGCCCGCUGGUCCGCCUGCUGCAGGUGCCAGAACAACCUUGACUACCUCCAUCAGUUCCUGAACGGAUGGCUCCAGGGCAAGGACGCCUACUCGAACGGUCUUGGCGUGUACAACAACCUCGCGGUGUGCGGUGCCUACUAG